This is a messenger RNA of Coffea eugenioides, 1221 nucleotides long. RefSeq lists its product as uncharacterized. The transcript is spliced from 5 exons. The coding region runs from base 10 to 990 and encodes 326 amino acids. Gene Ontology annotation, molecular function: microtubule binding. NCBI's taxonomy places the organism in Eukaryota, Viridiplantae, Streptophyta, Magnoliopsida, Gentianales, Rubiaceae. The record is from RefSeq and is a predicted model, not a curated record.
GAGAUUGCAAUGCAAACAAGAGAAGCCACAAUAGAAGCAACUAGUGGGGAUAAUAUAUCACAGACUGGAGAUGAUCCAGAGUUCUUUGCUGACAGCAGUGUGCCUACGAAAUGUUGCAUUGACCAUAUUUCAGUUGUGUGCGAUCACUCUGCUACAGAUGCUAAUUGUACUGAAGAAUCUGAACAAUUGCUAUUGUCUAAUUGCUUCACAUUGGUUGAAGAAGUUUCUGGGCUCAAAAAUAAGUUGUUUCCCAGGGAUUCCUCAUAUGAGGAAACAACUGAAUCUGCAAAAUCCAAAGAAAGUAAUGUUUUGGGAAGUGGGGAUGCAGUUAUGGUAGAAUUUGAACAUUGCGAAAGUGAAUUUAGAAGCUACAAAGAACUUACUGAUGCACCACUUCGAGCUUGUGAUCAUGGUAAUCAUAAAUUUAAUGGUGAUUUGAGCAUUGAGGAAACUAAACCGAGCUGCACGGAGAUUGAGCCUUCAUCUGAGAAGUGUGAGCUUUCCAGUGGAAGUCAGACUAGGCACUAUAUUGAGCUUGGAGGAGGUCUGACAUCACCCAGAAGCGUAAAUCAGUCCAUUGGAGUAAUUGAUAGCGCCUUAACUGAUGAAAUUAAGCCCGAAGUUUGCCAGGACAUGGAUAGUCUUGUGAAGGACACAAAAUGUGAUUUGAAGACUUCAUUGUGCCAGGAACAGGAUGGAAAUUCAACUGCAGCAAUUGGCAGCAAUAAAGCUGUGAGCAAUUCAGAUAAAACAAAUCUUAUAAUCUUUCCUCCAAGAAAUGCAGUUCCAUUUUCUGAUGAAUGGUUGGCUGCUGUUGAAGCUGCUGGAGAGGAAAUUUUGACCGUGAAAAGUGGUGCAGUGCAAAAUUCUCCACCAGACAAGUGUUUACCUGAACCUAGCCCAUGGUCUCCGGUCAAAAAGAAAAGCAACGCCAUCGGGCCAUAUGACUGUACAAAGUUCACCAACAAUUUGUCCUCUGAUCCUCAAUAAUCAGCUAGGUCUGAAUUUCAUUUUUUUUUUAACUGGAAAACUAGUAUUAGAUAGUGACUAAAAGAUGAUAUUAGAUCAUUUUUUCAGUGCUUAGUUCCUGUUUCUUCACCUUUGUUAAUGAGGUAAUUGUGCCUGUGGCUACUGCUGCUUGUCACUGAUCAGGAUUCCAGGUUAAAGGUGUAUUAUUCUCCGCCAAACUAAGAAUCAAAUCCUAUUUUCCACUCUUAAACA